Meyerozyma guilliermondii ATCC 6260 is the source of this 813-nucleotide messenger RNA. RefSeq lists its product as uncharacterized. The transcript has a single exon. Bases 1 to 813 code for a protein of 270 amino acids. The record is from RefSeq and is a predicted model, not a curated record. Lineage: Eukaryota; Fungi; Ascomycota; Pichiomycetes; Serinales; Debaryomycetaceae.
AUGUUUCUUCUCAAGAUCGUUCAAUUGAUCAAACACUUCCUUUGGCAAUUCCACCGUGAGCAAGUUGCUUUGUAUACGUUCUGGAGUGACAGACUUGGGCAAUACGACAUCACCUCUUUGAAUGUUCCACGAAAUCAAAACUUGAGCUGGUGUGAUUCCAAGAUCGUUGGCGAUCUUCUUGACGUCUUCAAGGUCACGAAUCGAACCUUCGGUGGAUCCCAAUGGCGAGUAAGCCUCAAUACGAAUGUUGUUCUUCUUCAACAAUUCAAGCAAUUCUGGUUGCUGCAACAAUGGGUGAGCCUCAACUUGGUUAACAACUGGCACCACAUCAACAUCCUUGUCGGCCAACAAACGUUCAAUUUGCUUUGGAGUGAAGUUGGAAACACCGAUUGCUCUGAUUUUCUUGGUGUUCUUGUAGAUUUUUUGCAACUCCUUGUAAGUGUCAAGGUAGUCCCAGUCUGGGUACUCCUUUUCAGUCUUAGGGUCCUGGGCAACAGGCCAGUGAAUCAAGUACAAGUCGACGUAGUCAACCUUCAAUCUCUGCAAAGACUGUCAGAGCUCUCGACUUCUUAUGUUUGUGUCCACAAUUUGUGUCAAAAAAUCUCAUCUCUCUGGAACCUUGGACUCGACAAUUCCAUUCCCAUACUUCUUCUUCGUUUCCAUAAAUGGCAGCACCAUCAAUGUGUCUGUAACCUGCUUGCAAAGCAAUACGGACAGCAUCGCCAACUUUACCCUUCUCGGAUUGCCAAGUUCCCAAUCCAAGGGCUGGAAUUUUCACACCAUUGUUCAAGGUGUAGACGGUGGUACUUUUAG